Didymodactylos carnosus is the source of this 1123-nucleotide messenger RNA. The record is from the annotation of a GenBank genome assembly. Lineage: Eukaryota; Metazoa; Rotifera; Eurotatoria; Philodinida; Philodinidae.
AUGUUGAAUUCCAUUCGACGAAUGAAAGCAAAAGAAAAUAUUGAAAUAUUACAAUCAAAAUAUAUAUUGGCUUGUAAUACAUAUCAAAAAUCCCUUUCGCAAUAUGUGCUACCUUUAAUAGGAUUAAUAUCUGAUGCAGAGGAUCUCAAUUUACAAAUAUUUCAAGACAUAAUUAGCUUAACAUUUCCAACAUAUAAUAUUCAAAUGCCACAAGUGAAUAAAGUGAGAUUAAAUUCUUUACUUGAAUUCUAUGAAAAAUAUAAACAUCUUGGAAAUGCGUCAAUGCUGGAAGAUUAUUUUGAAUAUGGACAAUUGAGUAUGAAUAAUGAAGCAGAUUAUGUACCAGCUUUACAACUUGAAUUUUGGCCAAAUGAUGUACAAUUAUUUCUUGAUAGGAUUAAACACAAUCGUCCUACAUUAUACAAAAUGAUACAUGAAACAUCUUCGAUUCAUCUCAUACCAAAAUGGUCUACAAAAACGCCAGAAAUUGAUCAAGAAUUAGAAUUUCGAUAUUCAUUUUCAGCUAUCGAACGUCUAUUAGCUAUGAAUCGUACACGAGUUGAACAAAUUCUGAAUGAUGUUGCAAGAAGUAUUUACUAUGGAUAUUUGAAAAAUCAACCGUCAUUAGAAGACAUUAGUAAAACCAUAAUCCCAUCAUAUUUUAUUAAAACAACUGUAUUAUGGAUGUGUGAAAUAAUGAACUUAAAUGAUCGAUUCACCGAUGCAGAUGAUGAUCAAACAAUUGCUCGUGUCAUGGCUGAAAACUGGCUCGAAUAUGCCAGCCAACUAUUAUGUGAUGCUAGAGCAGCGGAGAUCCUCCGACAUCAUGUUAAUUUGGACGAUGAUAUAAAAAUUGAAAUAUUAAUUGAACAAGAUAAAUUAAUCAACAGACAACGACAAACAAUCGAAGAUUGGUUAGGAAAUUUGAAAGUGGAAGUCAUUUUAGAUGCCGUUAAUGAAUACAAACUGUUGAGAGAAAACUGGUUAUAUCCAUCAACAGAUGAUCAAGAUGAAGGUGAUGCUAUAGGUUGCCUAUACACAUUGAAUCACUUACGAACACUUGACGGUGAUAAUCAACAAAAUUGGACAACAUUUAAACGGUUAUUUUUGAAUGAUGAUGAGA